AUGGACGAAGAGGUUCGAAUUGGGACGAUGCCGUCUAAACUUCUAGACUUUUCUUUGUACAAAGAAAUAGCUUUUUUCCCCAGUUUUGGACAGAGCACCAUCUACAACCUCUGCGACUUACCGUCCCAAUGCUCAGUCACAAAUGGCGAGGAUCCUUCUUGCCGAAAACACGACCUCAUGGCAGCUUCGUUACUACCGGCUGUUGAAAGUUCCUCGUCCAAUCGCUGCUGCACUCAUUACUCAUUUAGCUCGGAUGGUGAAAAGUUGACAAUGACAAGUAAAUCCUUCGACUUCGUGUACCUACCAACUGCAGAUAUCGUGUGCCUGGAUGCCUUCUAUGAUGAUCACGCGAAACACUAUGUGGUCUGUGUGGGUUUAGUCAAGGAGGAUGGCACAAGUUUCUUUAAUAUCUACGCUGCCGCGACGCUGAGUGAACUUCCCGAGCGAUGCGUCUGCCUGUCCGAACUCGACUACUUUCCCCUCCAAGCCACCCAUGUCAAUUACAUCUCACCGACCAACCGAACGCCUCAAUGUGCACUCUUGUUGUCGUGCUCUGGUGGGCUACCGCCGCCACACGACUUGAACCAAUGCUGUGUCGGACCAAUUCAGGUCUACACUCGACUCCUCGACGUCAAUUCCUCG
This is a messenger RNA of Mesocestoides corti, 642 nucleotides long. NCBI's taxonomy places the organism in Eukaryota, Metazoa, Platyhelminthes, Cestoda, Cyclophyllidea, Mesocestoididae. The record is from the annotation of a GenBank genome assembly.